This is a messenger RNA of Aspergillus puulaauensis, 1674 nucleotides long. Its product is annotated as flavin-containing monooxygenase. The coding region runs from base 1 to 1674 and encodes 557 amino acids. The transcript has 2 exons. NCBI's taxonomy places the organism in Eukaryota, Fungi, Ascomycota, Eurotiomycetes, Eurotiales, Aspergillaceae. The record is from RefSeq and is a predicted model, not a curated record. Gene Ontology annotation, molecular function: oxidoreductase activity.
AUGACGGUGCCUGUUGAGAAUGGCCACGCUGGCCAUCACACAGCCCACAAUAACGGGGGCCAGAAUAUAGAGAAACUGGACGCGUUGAUCGUGGGUGCCGGAUUCGCAGGCAUAUACCUCCUGCAUCAGCUCCGCAAACGGGGCUUCAAAGUAAAAAUCGUCGAAGUCGGAUCUGGCCUGGGCGGUGUCUGGCACUGGAAUCGCUACCCUGGUGCCAGAGCAGAUACCCAGUAUCCGCUGUAUGCGUACUCGAUGCCAGAGGUCUACAAAGGAUGGACGUGGAAGACCGACUACGCCAACUCGGCCGACCUCCGGAGCUACUUUGAGCAUGUCGACGCGCAGCUGGACGUGAAAAAGGACACGCUUUUCCAUACCAAAGUGGAAUCAGCUACCUUUGAUGAGGCGACAAACACCUGGUUCGUGGUUUGUGACACGGGCAAGACAUUCCAGACCUCCUUCUUUAUCCCGGCAAUUGGAUUCUCUGCCAAGCGCUAUAUCCCCGAUUGGGAGGGCCUGGAUACCUUCAAAGGCAUGAUCCACCACAGCUCGUUCUGGCCAAAGGAAGGUGUGGAUGUGGCCGGGAAGCGUGUGGCAGUCCUGGGCUCCGGCUCGACAGGAGUCCAGAUCACGCAGGAAUGGGCCUCUGAGAUCGGCGACGAUGGCGAUCUGAAGAUGUUCCAGCGGACCCCUAACCUGUGCUGCCCCAUGAAGGAGCGGAACCUGACCGAGGAAGAGCAGACUAAGGAUAAAGAAGACUACGACGCCGUUUUCCGUGCCAGGCUCUCGACCUUUGGAGGGUUCCGGUUCCAGCCUCGGCCGGAGAAGAUGCUGGAGGCGUCGCCUGAAGAACGGCAGGAGAUGUUCGAGGAACUGUGGAAUAUGGGCGGCUUCCGGUUUCUGAUGAACAACUACUCCGACAUGAACCGCAACCUCGAAGCAAACCAGCAUGCGUAUGAUUUUUGGCGAUCGAAAACACUUCCCCGGAUUAACGACCCCAAAACCGCAGAGCUGUUGGCGCCCCAAAAGCCGCCUCACCCAUUCGGUGCCAAACGCCUAGCCCUCGAAGUGAACUUUUACGAGCAGUUUAACCGUCCAAAUGUACAUGUCGUCGACACCAAGACAUACCCUAUUGCUCGUUUUGUACCAAAGGGUAUUGUCACCGCUGAUGGCACACUCCACGAGCUCGAUGUGGUCGCUGUGGCCACCGGGUUUGACGGAAUCACCGGCGGCCUCAACGAUAUCUCGAUUCGUGGCUGCGGCGGAAGAUACCUCGCCGACAAAUGGAAAGCCGGGGUCCUGACAUACCUGGGAAUGACCUCUGCCGGCUUCCCCAACCUUUUCUUCACGUUUGGGCCGCAAGCGCCCACUGCGUUUAGCAACGGGCCGACCUGCGUGGAAAUCCAGGGCGAUUGGAUCACGCGAACCUUGGAGCAUAUGCGAGCGAGCAAGGUGACGCGGAUUGACGCUGUGCCUGAGUCCGAGCACGAGUGGAAGCAGCUGGUGCAGAAAUUCAGUGUGACCAAUCUGCGCCACUUCACUGCGUCGUGGUACAAUGGCGCGAAUAUCCCGGGCAAGGUGCAAGAGCCGCUGAAUUUUGCCGGAGGGAUUCCGUACUACAUUGAGACCCUGAAGGAUGUGACAGACAGGGGCUACAAGGGCUUCCGGCUAGAAUAG